AUGGCGACGACUCUCGAAGGCCUGAAGAAGGAGUUUGCCGAGAGCGAGGGCUUGCCACAGUCACUAGCAUCAGAGGACACGGUUUUCUAUAGCCUGCAUUGGCUGCCGUCGAACUCAAACUCUGGGCAUGACGACGAUGGGACGAUUUGGCAGCUCAAACUGCUCGCUGUGAUCUCAUGGGCCGAGAAGGAGUCGCAGGCGAACGGAUGGAUAUGGCACAAGGACAGCUUUCAGCUCGCGAUCUGCUCCGACCUCGUCACGACAGAGCAUGCCACUGCCGUCCAUCCCCAAGAAACGGCCCUUGCUUCCGCUUCUACUGCCCCAAGCUGUUCCAACCUCUCCCAAGGAAGCUCAUACAGGUAUCUGUCGGGCCAGACUCGCAUCGGCAGCUCCCUCUUUGAUGAAUACUACCUGCUCUAUUUGCUCCACAAGUUAUCUGUGGCGAAAUUUGGCGAUGGCCAAUGGGCUAUCACGAUCACCGACCAAGAUGGACAAUUUAUGCUCAUCGAUGCUGCUGAAGCUGGUCUACCCAAGUGGGUCAAACCCGAAGUCAUGGACGGUCGCGUUUGGAUCGUCAAGGGCGAAAUCCAUCUCGUGCCACUCAUGCACCCCAUUCCUCACGAUGGCAAAGGCAAAGAACGCGCGCAGGAUAAUGUCAUCAUGCCAUGGCAAGCGCUUGCAGUGAUUGUGGAUCCUCUGCUGCCUAGUCGUGCCCCUCGCUCUGUCGAAAGAGAGAUCUUUUCACACAUUGCCAACUUUCCUGACAGGAUCCUCAAGGAGCAUCUCCACACGACCUCUGCUUACUUGCCUACACGCCUCGCGCAAGUGUUCGCGCAAGGGCCAGACUUCGUUGCGCUGGCCUCGAAUACAUUCUACGGCCGCGAGCCGAUAGGCCAAGAAGCUCGCUGGCUAGAGCGUAUGCAACAUCUGCCACCGGACUCUAUGCCGGGUCUAUCCAGGUCGGCCUCCUUACCGGAGAGCGUGCAGUUGUGCAAGAUCCAGAUGACUCGUCCACUCUUUGCGCAGCUCGUUUGUCAGCAAUUCGAUGCCCCCGCUGUGUUUGCGAGUCGCGGAUGGUCACCGACUGUCGCUAAGCCGAACGCGGCACAGGUCCAGGAGUUGCGCAGGAGGGAAGUAGGCAUGAAGCUCACUUGCGGCUUCGAGCUCGUGCUGCAAAGAGCACAAAAGCUCAUGGACGAGCAUCCGAUCUCCUAUGCUGUAGGCGAAUCAAGUAUGCAAAGUUGGCAGCAGGCAAUAUCCGUUAGCGACCACGCGACUUCAACAUUACUAAUGAGACGAGCGAGGCGACUGCAGCUAUUCGCUAACAGUGACGCCACGGACAUUCUCAGCGAGAUUGACGACGCUCUCCUGUGCGAUGCGAGCGAGCUUUUCGCGUCGUCGACAUCUACACGGGUAGCUCUCACCACCGAUUCGCUUGCAGAAACUCCGGAAUCAUGGCUGGACGUCGAUCCAGAAGGCCUCGAGGCUCUGCUCGCCUCCAAGCUAGCAGGUCGCACGGGAGGCGACGAGGAUGGCGUGGACGAAGACGAAGUACUGGCGAAUGCUCAAGCUGAGCGUUUGACCGGUAUGGCCGAAAAGCUUCAUGCCUUUAUGGACGGCAAAGGCGGCGCAGAUGGUGCAGAGCUCGACGACGAGAUGUCGGAUGACGAGGAGGAGCUGAGCGAUAGCGAAGAGGAAGAUCCGCCUUACAAGAACGAUCCGGAAUUGCUCAUUCCUCCUCUGCCAGACGGUGAAUGGGGCCAGAAGUCCGGCCCAGUCAAAGCAAAGCCAGACGCGAUCAUGCAAGAACAGAUAGCUGAACCUGUGACGAAGAAGCGGGCUGUGUAUUCGGACGAGAGCGACGAAGAUGAAGCUGAAGAUCAAGAUCUGGAAGAUAUCAAAUUCACUGGUAGCCAGUGGAAUGACGAUGAGGAUGACAUAGCCAUGGAAGGCGAGCUGGACGACUUUCUCGAGUUCACGCGGCAAGCCUUAGGUCUCAGUGACGCCGAGUAUAAGGACAUCAUCGCUACUCGGCAGCGUAACGGCGCCCAUGUGCCCACACAGCCGAGCGCACCCUCCAGACCGCCGCAGCGUCAGCCUCCAAAGCGCACUGUCAACUCGCAAGCUCAAACGCAAGCCAAGUCGAACGGUGAACCUGCCAAGAACGCCAACCUGGCAACGUUUGACGAUGUUAUGGAUGCAAUGGACGCUCACCUCGCUUCUGCUCGCAAGCCUAAGCCGGCGCCUGUCCAAUCAGACUCAGAAGAGGAAGAGAGCGAGGACGAGAUGAUGGCGAUGGAUCGAGAGCUCGCGAAGCAUCUCAAGACGGAAGUCAAGGGCAAAGGUCAAGGACAGGAAGAGUACGCGAUGAUUCAGAACUUCCUAGAGAGCUUCAAAAGCCAGGGAGGCUUAUCUGGACCUGCGAGCAAUUUACUGGGACGUCUCGACCCUACCUUUGUCAUGCCGAGAGAUCACGAGUAG
This is a messenger RNA of Mixia osmundae IAM 14324, 2481 nucleotides long. RefSeq lists its product as uncharacterized. Bases 1 to 2481 code for a protein of 826 amino acids. Lineage: Eukaryota; Fungi; Basidiomycota; Mixiomycetes; Mixiales; Mixiaceae. Gene Ontology annotation, cellular component: nucleus. The record is from RefSeq and is a predicted model, not a curated record. The transcript is spliced from 3 exons.